GAGAGGCUGGUCUCGGCUUGAGGAGCAGGCAGGGGAACGGGUGGAGCUUCAGCGGUCUUUUUAGCAGCACUUGACACGGCGUGGCCCCGGCGUAGGACAUACCUCCUCCCCCGCUACUCUCCCUGUCUACAUUCUGACCAAGAAAAGGAGCGGCGCUGAAGAUGUCUGACAAUGGGGAGGUCGAGGACAAGCCCCCAGCCCCGCCCAUGAGGAACACCAGCACCCUGAUUGGCUCCUGCGGCAAGGACCCCACCCCCAUCAACCACGGCUCCAAGCCCCUCCCACCUAACCCGGAGGACAAGAAGAAGAAAGACCGCUCCAUCCGAUUCAUCCUGACGGGCGGAGGCGACAAGACCUACAAGAAGAAAGAGCGGCCUGAGAUUUCUUUGCCGUCUGAUUUUGAACACACCAUCCAUGUUGGCUUUGAUGCCGUCACCGGGGAGUUUACUGGAAUGCCCGAGCAGUGGGCCCGCCUCCUGCAGACGUCCAACAUCACUAAACUGGAGCAGAAGAAGAAUCCCCAGGCCGUCCUGGAUGUUCUUAAAUUCUACGACUCAAAAGAGACCAGCAACAGCCAGAAAUACAUGAGCUUCACUGAUAAAAGUGCAGACGUCUUCACAUCGUCAACUGCAGCGAGCUCCAAGGCCGUGUCUGAGACGCCCGCCAUCGCCACCGUGUCUGAGGACGACGACGAAGACGAGGCCGAGCCCCCGCCCAUCAUCGCCCCUCGACCAGAACACACUAAGUCGAUAUACACUCGCUCGGUGAUCGAGCCGCUCCCGCCGCCUCCCACCAAAGAUGCCGCCACCUCCCCCAUCGCCGUGCCAACCGCCGCCCCCGCCCCCUCGGCAGAGGGCGCCCCCGGCAGCCCCCCCAGUGCGAGCCCCGCCCCCGGGCCUUCCCUUCCCCGCCCUCAGGACAAAGGAAGGAAGAAGAAGAUGUCCGACGAGGAGAUCCUGGAGAAGCUGAGAACCAUCGUGAGCGUGGGAGACCCCAAGAAGAAAUACACUCGCUUUGAGAAGAUAGGACAAGGUGCGUCCGGGACCGUUUAUACAGCCAUCGACGUCGCCACCGGACAAGAGGUGGCCAUCAAGCAGAUGAACCUUCAGCAGCAGCCCAAGAAGGAGCUGAUCAUCAAUGAGAUCCUGGUGAUGAGGGAAAACAAAAACCCAAAUAUCGUCAACUACCUGGACAGUUACCUGGUGGGUGACGAGCUGUGGGUGGUGAUGGAGUACUUGGCAGGAGGUUCGUUGACGGACGUCGUCACGGAAACCUGCAUGGACGAAGCCCAGAUAGCUGCAGUGUGCAGAGAGUGUCUCCAAGCGCUGGAGUUCCUCCACUCCAACCAGGUCAUCCACCGAGACAUCAAGAGCGACAACAUCCUGCUGGGAAUGGACGGCUCCGUCAAGCUCACUGACUUUGGCUUUUGCGCCCAGAUCACUCCAGAGCAGAGCAAGCGCAGCACCAUGGUCGGCACUCCCUACUGGAUGGCUCCAGAGGUGGUGACCCGUAAAGCCUACGGUCCCAAAGUGGACAUCUGGUCCCUGGGCAUCAUGGCCAUAGAGAUGGUGGAGGGCGAGCCGCCGUAUCUCAAUGAAAACCCACUCAGGGCGCUUUAUCUCAUAGCCACCAACGGCACGCCGGAGCUGCAGAACCCGGAGAAACUAUCCGGCACCUUCAGAGACUUCCUCAACAGGUGUUUGGAGAUGGACGUGGAGAAGAGAGGCUCGGCCAAAGAGCUGCUGCAGCAUCAGUUCCUGAAGAUGGCCAAGCCUCUCUCCAGUCUGACUCCGCUCAUCGUGGCCGCCAAGGAAGCCGCAAAGAACAACCGCUAGCGCCCCCCCUCCUCCUCCUCCUCCUCCUCCUCGUCUUCUAUGUGUCUUUCCUGAAGAUUAUCAUCUGGGUCGCAACUCCGCUGUGACCCUUGACCCCCACCCCCAGUGCUGCCCCUCCCACAAAACACUGGACUCUCGGAGGAGGGCGGGGACUGGGCCAAUGAUGUCAUUGGCCAAUCGGUGAUGUCAUCAUCAGCAGAGAGCGUCAGCAAAGACUCAUGGGAACUUUUUGUCAUUUGUUUUCUACGCUCUGUGUGUGUGUGUGUGUGCGCGUGUGUGUGUGUGUGUAUUUUAUGGAAAGUGUGUUUUAUUGCUGUCUUUUUUUAAUGGUUGUGUUGCGAGCGUGUGGUCACAGAGGGAUGCUGGGCGACCAGGUGACACGUGUCCAGUCUGCACUGCGAGCUGUUCAUCACAAGAAUCAAGUCCAAGCGCUGAUGGACGCCGUCUUGUCUCCUCAAAGCCAGCAGAUCUCAAGAAGUGGGCAUUAAACCUCAUUUAAGGCGUUCACCCAUCAUGCAAACCCGGCAGACUCCCUCCGUCAGCGCUUCCGUGACGUCUCAGAAGCUGCCGGAUCAGCGCCCGCCGUGUGGGGAAUGUGCAUGUUUUCUUUCUCGCCGCGAUGGAGAAGUGGUAGCGAACAGGCUGCGACGGACGCCGUGUGUACAAAUGAAGGGCGGGAAAUAAACGCUGCCGUUGAGUCAA
Molecule: messenger RNA, 2537 nt
Organism: Nerophis lumbriciformis (worm pipefish)
Lineage: Eukaryota; Metazoa; Chordata; Actinopteri; Syngnathiformes; Syngnathidae
Gene: pak1
Product: p21 protein (Cdc42/Rac)-activated kinase 1
Biological process (GO): protein phosphorylation
Molecular function (GO): protein serine/threonine kinase activity; ATP binding
Source: RefSeq, a predicted model, not a curated record